CAGCGUGCGGUUCAGUCGACGGUUUGUUUCGCCUACUCUCCACUACCAAAAAAUAGGCGCCAAACCCCUCAAUUGGCAAAUAACACACGAAACUCAACGAGCACGGAAGUGAUUGCCAUUAAAUAUUGCAAAAACAUAUACAAAUAAUAAGUAAAUACAAAUAAACAUUUCGUGUGCCCCUCAGAAGCUAAAGCAAACAUUCAGUUGUCCAAUCGGCUUGAAGUCCGGGGAAUAUCAAUCGCGAUACCGAUCGCGUCGGGAAAUAGGAAAAUAGAGAGCGAGAACAGGAAGAGCCGGCUGUCGGCUUCGGCCCUUCUUCCCCCGCCCACUCUUCUCUCAACACCCCUUGUUCUUUGGUGUCGCGUGUGCUACAGAACUACAAACUACAACAGUACCACACGCCACAAACUGUCGCCAGGUGUGCGAUAUUCAGUGCGAGUGCCUUGGUCUUGGCCGAUUCUUCGGAUUUUUGUUUUGCUGCCUUCAUUCGCAUUCUUCUUCGCCCCGAAGUCUCACAACAAUUUCCCUGCAGCUGUCUCGCCGGAAUUUGCCAAAUGCCCCUCCAUUGGAUCAUCGACAUCGCUUAGUUUAGUGCAAGCUAGCAAAACACAAAGAUUUUGUUCUGUAAACUAGAGUUGCCACAGUUGCGAAAAUGUCAGCAAUUAACAGUCGCAAUCAGAAAAUGGAACAACAGCGCCAGCUGAUGGAGGCCUACAUCAGGCAGAAAAGAGCCUCGCCGGGAAUGGUCCAGGCCAGUGAUCUCCAGAUCAGCCGGCCGAUGUCCGGGAUGCGCAGCAACAGUCGCGAGCUGCACGCCUACGACGGACCCAUGCAGUUCAUCAGCUCGCCCCAGAAUCCGGACCAGAUACUGACCAACGGCAGCCCCGGGGGCGUCACUCCGGUUGCCAUGAACACGAGUCGCAACCACUCAAACAACAUGCGCAGCCUGAGCACCAUCAACCAGGAGGCUGAUCUUAUAGAGGAGAUCUCAUCGCACGAUCUGGAGGACGAGGAGAGCAGUCCGGUGACGGUGAUCGAGCAGCAGCAGCAUGGCAGCCACAGCGCCAACUCUACGCAAUCUCAAAAACCUCAUGCCCGCCAGCAUUCCUUCAGCGACAACCUGGACGAGGACGACUACACCAACCGCAACGUCGCAGGAGCAGCACCAGUGCGUCCCGCCGGAAUGGCCUCGUCGCCCUACAAGGAUGCGACGCUGGACAGCAACGGGACGGGGAAUGGGGCUGGCGGGGAGUCCGAGGGGGAUGUCAUCGGAAACAUCGACCAAUUCGUAAUGCAGCCAGCGCCGCAGGGAGUCCUCUACAAGUGCCGUAUUACCCGGGACCGCAAGGGCAUGGACCGCGGUCUCUUUCCCAUAUACUACUUGCACCUGGAGCGGGACUACGGCAAGAAGAUAUUCCUGCUAGGAGGCCGCAAACGCAAGAAGAGCAAGACAUCAAACUACAUAGUAAGCUGCGAUCCCACGGAUUUGUCCCGCAAUGCCGAUGGCUUCUGUGGAAAGCUCCGCUCCAAUGUGUUCGGCACGUCCUUCACCGUCUUUGACAAUGGCAACAAGGAGAGCACGGAGAGCCCACGACUGGACCUGGCCGUCAUAAUAUAUGACACCAACAUUCUGGGAUUCAAGGGACCUCGCAACAUGACUGUAAUACUGCCGGGCAUGACUGAGGACGACCAGCGUGUGAAGAUCAGUUCUGCGGAUCCCAAGCAGCAGGGUAUUCUGGACCUGUGGAAGAUGAAGAACAUGGACAACAUUGUGGAGCUGCACAAUAAGACGCCGGUGUGGAAUGAUGAAACGCAGUCGUAUGUGCUCAACUUUCAUGGACGCGUCACCCAGGCGUCGGUGAAAAACUUUCAGCUGGUCCACGACUCGGAUCCCGAGUACAUAGUGAUGCAGUUUGGCCGCACAUCGGAAGACGUCUUCACCAUGGACUAUCGCUAUCCACUGUGCGCGAUGCAGGCAUUUGCAAUAGCCCUUAGUAGUUUCGACGGCAAAAUAGCCUGCGAGUGAGCUGGCUUGGAUCCUCGGGUUAGCCCGCUGCCUUAUGUACAGCCUACUGGAGGGUGAAACAAGUCACUCUGGCCAGAACAUUGUGGAAAAUAGUCUCGGAAAUCUAGUCAGUUAAAGAGUCCCGUAAUCACUUAAAUGUAAUGUAGUAGCUAUCAUUGUAUGACAUUUACUCAAAAUGUGCUCACCGAUUUUAUAAGAAAAUAAAUUAGGACAGGUCCUACAACUCUGUAAAUCUUAAUGUGCCCAUCUAACCAUAAGUUAAAUGUCAUUUAAACUAAAUAUCAAUUUUAUAAUCCGCAUAUAGCAACAAAUCAAGGAUGAAUGUAAACUAUUUCAAAUGAGAGUACUAUUAGUCUGUAAGAGAACAUACUAACUUGUAAUAGGCUCUGAAUAUGUUUAAGCAGCUAUUGAUCAAAG
Drosophila rhopaloa is the source of this 2443-nucleotide messenger RNA. Its product is annotated as protein king tubby. Gene Ontology annotation, biological process: protein localization to cilium. The record is from RefSeq and is a predicted model, not a curated record. Lineage: Eukaryota; Metazoa; Arthropoda; Insecta; Diptera; Drosophilidae. The transcript is spliced from 6 exons. Bases 653 to 2026 code for a protein of 457 amino acids. Gene Ontology annotation, cellular component: cilium.